Molecule: messenger RNA, 1449 nt
Organism: Closterium sp. Yama58-4
Lineage: Eukaryota; Viridiplantae; Streptophyta; Zygnematophyceae; Desmidiales; Closteriaceae
Source: the annotation of a GenBank genome assembly
AUGGCGUUAGUGCUAGCUCUUCCGUCAACUGCCAAGAUGGCGGCAUGGCGCAAUCCCUCAGACUUCGUUAACCAACGAGCUACUGAAAAGCCUCAUUCGUCGGCGCUCACGCCGCUCGUUAGUUCCAGCUGCCGUCCGUUACAGGCACAUCGGCGCUUUCGCGUCUCGGCAUCUUCCGCUAACAUCGACGGAGGUCCUUCCGCGGAAGCUUCCUCGGUCCCUUCCGAGUCUCCCACCACAGCUGAUGCAAAUGACGUCACGACGACGUCAGCAGGUCGCGAUACCGAGUCAGGCAAGGAGACGCAGCGGCAAUCAUCCGCCACGUCAUCAGCCGGCCGGUCGCGACGCGCGGCGGAUUCGACGGACUGGAUAGCUUCGGCAGUGACGCGUAGGUUCGGCAUCGGCGCGGGGCUGGCUUGGGUGGGGUUCCUGGCGUUCGGCGUGGUGUCGGAGCAGAUCAAGACGCGGCGCGAGCGAUGUGGCGAUGCUCUGUUGGGCGAUGCUCUGUUGGGCGAUGCUCUGUUGGGCGAUGCUCUGUUGGGCGAUGCUCUGUUGGGCGAUGCUCUGUUGGGCAAGGCUCUGUUGGGCGAUGCUCUGUUGGGCGAUGCUCUGUUGGGCGAUGCUCUGUUGGGCGAUGCUCUGUUGGUCGACGCUCUGUUGGGCGAUGCUCUGUUGGGCGAUGCUCUGUUGGGCGAUGCUCUGUUGGGCGAUGCUCUGUUGGGCGAUGCUCUGUUGGGCGAUGCUCUGUUGGGCGAUGCUCUGUUGGGCGAUGCUCUGUUGGGCGAUGCUCUGUUGGUCGAUGGAGACGGAUCUGCCCAGCAGAGGCAGGGACGUGGAAGAUGCAGAGGAGACGGACCUGCCCAAUGGAGUCAGAUUCACCGAUCUGAGAGUGGGAGGAGGUGCCGUUCUCCAAAAGGGAGACCUGGUGCUCGUCUCCCCUCUCUCACACAUCCCCUCUUCCUUUUCCCCUCCCUGUGUGCGUGUGUGAACACCAGGGAUGUGGAGGAUGCAGAGGAAACAGAGCUGCCCAACGGAGUCAAAUUCACCGACCUUAGAGUUGGAGGAGGGGCUGUCCCCCAGAAGGGAGACCUGGUGCUUGUCUCCCUUACAGGCCGCGUCUCACUACCGGCACAGUCCAGCACCACUGUAUCUGAAUCCGGAUCAGAUUCUAAUUCCGAACCAAUCACAUUUAUCGACACUACAGCGCCUGGGGCCCGGGACCUGGUCUUCUCAUUUGGCAUUCGGCCGUUCCCCAGGGGGGUCACUGAAGGGUUGGUGUCAGCAAUGGCGACCAUGCGGGCGGGCGGGAGGCGAAAAGUUUUGGUGCCCGCGGAUCUCGGCGGUGAAAUGUCUGCAGGCGGAGGAGGAGAGGGAGAGGGUGGUGCUGCUGGUGGGGCGAUUCUAGAAUAUGUCGUGGAGCUGAAACGCGUGUCCAUCCCUCCGUCAUAG